AUGGACAACCACAGCGGUCCAGGGUCCUCCUCCAAAGUGGCGGGGGAAGAUAGAGAACCUGUGGCAAAGAAACGGCGACUCUUAUGUGAGGAGUUUGCUUUGGUCGCAAGUUGCGAUGCGUCCAUCGCCCAGUGCUACCUGACAAAGAACAGCUGGGAGAUGGAAAGAGCAUUGAACUCCUACUUUGAGUCGCCGUUGGAUGAGAGCGCCUUGGAAAGCCGCCCUCAGACACUCAGUGAUCGCGAAAGCUGUGUCAUUGACUUAUCUGCUGAAGAAGCCACUGAUUCCAAUAGUUCUAAAAUUAACCAAUCUGAAAAUACUCAGCAAGAAGAUGGAAGUGUGUUCUCUUUCAUUACCUGGAAUAUUGAUGGAUUGGAUCUAAACAAUCUGCCAGAGAGGGCUCGAGGGGUGUGUUCCUAUUUAGCUUUGUAAAUCCCGUUACAUGUCUUACUAAUUGAGGAAUAUGUGAUAGACUAUAAAUACCCUAAGUGUAUUUUCUUUCCCAGCCUAAAUUUUUUUCCACAACCAUUUGAAGGUAAUGAAGAAGGAUAUUUCACAGCUAUCUUGUUAAAGAAAUCAAGAGUCAAGUUAAAAAGCAAAGAGAUUAUUCCAUUUCCAAGUACCAAAAUGAUGAGAAACCUUUUAUGUGUACAUGUGACGGUUUCGGGAAAUGAACUCUACCUUAUGACUUCGCAUUUGGAGAGUACCAGAGGCCAUGCUGAAGAACGAAUAAAUCAGUUAAAAGUGGUUCUAAAGGAAAUGCAAGAUGCUCCGGAGUCAGCUACAGUUAUAUUUGCAGGAGAUACAAAUUUAAGGGAUCAAGAAGUUACCAAAUGUGGCGGUUUACCCAACAACAUUUUGGAUGUCUGGGAGUUUUUGGGCAAACCUGAACAUUGUCGAUAUACAUGGGAUACACAAAUGAACUCUAAUCUGGGAAUACCUGCUACGUGUAAACUUCGUUUUGAUCGGAUAUUUUUCAGAGCAGCAGCAGAAGGAGGCCACUUUAUUCCCCGAAGUUUGGACCUACUUGGGCUUGAGAAACUGGACUGUGGCAGAUUUCCUAGUGAUCAUUGGGGUCUGCUGUGUAAUUUAGAUAUAAUAUUGUGA
Messenger RNA from Elephantulus edwardii (Cape elephant shrew), 1107 nucleotides. It is a transcript of the gene TDP2, whose product is annotated as tyrosyl-DNA phosphodiesterase 2. Gene Ontology annotation, molecular function: single-stranded DNA binding; 5'-tyrosyl-DNA phosphodiesterase activity; protein binding. The record is from RefSeq and is a predicted model, not a curated record. Gene Ontology annotation, biological process: double-strand break repair. The transcript is spliced from 6 exons. Gene Ontology annotation, cellular component: cytoplasm; PML body. NCBI's taxonomy places the organism in Eukaryota, Metazoa, Chordata, Mammalia, Macroscelidea, Macroscelididae.